UGUCACUGUCAAAUCAACACAUAACCAAAUUGUUCGAGUUAAUUUGCAUUUAACACUAUGAAAUAAAAUCAACAUCAGCAUUAUAAGAAUAUAAAUAUUAAUUACACAACUUUAUACUCAUUUUUAACAAUGCCGGCCUACCAUUCGAGCAUCCCUUGCUCUACCGUCGUUGGAAAUACAGCCAUUCUACCGUUGAAAACGAGAUUCAAAGGACCUGCCCCGAUACAAACCAACGAGCAGGAGCAAGACAUAAUAGACGAAGCUUUAUAUUACUUCAAAGCCAACGUGUUCUUUCGCACCUACGAAAUAAAAUCGGAAUCCGAUCGACUUCUAAUAUACAUCACACUGUACAUAACGGAAUGUCUGAAGAAACUCCAGAAAUGCAGUAACAAGAACCAGGCUCAGAACGAGAUGAUUACGUUGGCUCUUUCGCGGUUCGAUAUACCCGGUGAGCCGGGUUUUCCGCUCAACUCGGUUUACAGCAAGCCUGACACCCCCGCUAAAGCCGAUUUGUUCAAGAAUUAUUUGGUCCAGUUGAGGCAAGAGAUCGGUUUGAGGGUGUGCGGUAAGGUUUUCGGGGAAGAUGAUAAACCGAGCAAAUGGUGGUUGUGUUUCGCUAAGAAGAAAUUCAUGGAUAAAUCGCUAUCCGGUCCGGGACAGUAGAAUUAAUUUAUACAAUUAUUGUGUUAUGAUUUAUUUGUAUUACUAGGUAUUGCUUGUGUUCUAUUAUAUUGAUUUUGUAACUAGAGGAUGUUUGAAACUUGAAACGAAUACAUUUUUAUAUACGA
Molecule: messenger RNA, 788 nt
Organism: Phyllotreta striolata
Lineage: Eukaryota; Metazoa; Arthropoda; Insecta; Coleoptera; Chrysomelidae
Source: the annotation of a GenBank genome assembly